Molecule: messenger RNA, 1567 nt
Organism: Schistosoma rodhaini
Lineage: Eukaryota; Metazoa; Platyhelminthes; Trematoda; Strigeidida; Schistosomatidae
Source: the annotation of a GenBank genome assembly
UGCAAGAUGCUUAGGUUUAAACAAUGAUUACCAGGAAGCGCUCAUACUCAUCACGUUCCCGUUCCAGGUCAUCAGGAUUUUAUACACCAAGACGAAAAAACCGAUCCAGAUCCAAUGAACGCUCUAAGUUCAGUUCGUCGUUGAAAGAAAGAAAUCGACAAAGGUCACACUCAAAAAAUUUUGACUUCAGUCCUCGACGUUCUUUAAGUCCUAUCGAGCGAAAAUCGAAGUUUUCAAGGCUAAGAAAACCUGAAAUACAAUCAAGUGUUAAUCCAAUCACUGACUUUCAGACUGAAGGUGUACGAACUACUGCACGUGAUUCACAUUCUCCUAUAUCUUUAACAGAACGUUUCACUCGUCUGACGAAUUCAGGGACGGCUGUAUACAAUAAACGCAGGUAUGGUCGUUUUGGAGAUAACCAUCGUCUUCCACAUCUUAUACUUACCAAUAAUACAAAACUCCCCCCAGCAACUCUUAUGCGUCAGGCUAAAGAAAUUUCAAUUGUCAUAGAGCGAACAUUUCCUCUUAAUAUGGACUUAUUACCACAUGAAAAACCUGUGACAUUUGAUUUUCGUCAUAGUCACAUUAUAAUACCUCGUCGUCCAAAUGAAGGUUGCAAACCUGUAUUUGAUCGUCCUGGAUUAAAGUUUUACAAUACUGAAGCGGAUGAAGCUCUGAUUUACAAACGUUUAAUGGACACGAUUUCGUCCUCGAAUUCACGAAGAUCCAAUAAUACGGACAACAAAAAAGAAAGUGAGUAUCACGACAUAAGUCAUUUUACAGGUCCCGGUCGUUUUUAUGGCAGUCGAGUAGAUGAACGUUUGAUGGAUUCAAAGCGUACUUUUCCUUUGGAUCCUUCAGAAACUCCGAAAGGACAUUCUUAUUAUCUUCAUGAUGAUCGAACAGAAGAUGGGUAUGGUCCAAGGCGCCGAUGGAAUAAUAAAUCUGAUCGUUUGUACUCUUCUAGCUACCGACGUGACCGUCGAUCUCGCCGCACUUCUCCUUCACCACGGUCAUCUCGUUCCGAAAUUAAACCGAAAAAGUGGCUUCACGAUAAAUUCGAAGAGAUGGAAGGGGACAGUAGUUCACAAAAACCGAUCCCAAUGCCUGUUCCUGCUCCCAAACCUAUGUUAUGGUCUACUAUUGGAAAAGAAAUAUUGAAUGGAAAUAAAACUGCUGUAAGUGAUGACCAAAAUUACAGUCCAAAUAGUGCAGCCAACCAAUCACCGCUAAUAGACAAUGAAAAUAUCACAAAUAAAUUAGAGACAAAAGUACAAUCAGUUGUGUCUAAUUCAACGGUCCGUAGUAAUGAAAACGUAUGUACCAAAGAAGAGCAUUUGAACAGUGAAAUUUUCCAUCUAGAUGUUGAUCAUGUAUUUGACGAAGCUAUUGAACGAUGAUUUUUGUCUGAUUUGUACAGUCAGCAUUACAAAUUACGCAUUUUGUUUUGACAAUAACCACUUUUUGUCUCUGUUAUAUUGCUUGUAUAUUCAAUUUGUUUAUAUAAGCAACUUACGUUUGCAUUCUGGAUUUCGUUAUUUUUUGAUACAUAUAUAUAUAUAUAUAU